AAGCAAACACCUAUAGAGAAAAAAAAAAAAAUCAAAGGAGAUGGUUCUUCGGUUCACUUAUCCUAUUCUUCUAUUUUGUAUUGUGCUUUUAACGUAUGCACCAGGCGAUGCAGUGAAGGAUUUGGAAGAAAAAUAUUCUUGGAUUUAUUUUCACAAAAAUGUUAAUGAUCAAUUUGAGGAAACGAAAUCUCCUGAUCAACCAUCUUCCAAAAUCAUUAAGGAUCACAACAUGGAACAGCAUCAUGGGCAUAACCACGUUGAAAGCGCAGAGUAUGCACCAGGCGAUGCAGUGAAGGAUUUGGAAGAAAAAUAUUCUUGGAUUUAUUUUCACAAAAAUGUUAAUGAUCAAUUUGAGGAAACGAAAUCUCCUGAUCAACCAUCUUCCAAAAUCAAGAAGGAUCACAACAUGGAACAGCAUCAUGGGCAUAACCACGUUGAAAGCGCAGAGUAUGCACCAGGCGAUGCAGUGAAGGAUUUGGAAGAAAAAUCUUCAUGGAUUUAUUUUCACAAAAAUGUUAAUGAGCAAUUUGAGGAAACAAAAUCUCCUGAUCAACCAUCUUCCAAAAUCAUGAAGGAUCACAACAUGGAGCAGCAUCACGGGCAUAACCACGCUGAAAAUGCGGAGUAUGCACCAGGCGAUGCAGUGAAGGAUUUGGAAGAAAAAUAUUCUUGGAUUUAUUUUCACAAAAAUGUUAAUGAUCAAUUUGAGGAAACGAAAUCUCCUGAUCAACCAUCUUCCAAAAUCAAGAAGGAUCACAACAUGGAACAGCAUCAUGGGCAUAACCACGUUGAAAGCGCAGAGUAUGCACCAGGCGAUGCAGUGAAGGAUUUGGAAGAAAAAUCUUCAUGGAUUUAUUUUCACAAAAAUGUUAAUGAGCAAUUUGAGGAAACAAAAUCUCCUGAUCAACCAUCUUCCAAAAUCAUGAAGGAUCACAACAUGGAGCAGCAUCACGGGCAUAACCACGCUGAAAAUGCGGAGUAUGCACCAGGCGAUGCAGUGAAGGAUUUGGAAGAAAAAUAUUCAUGGAUUUAUUUUCACAAAAAUGUUAAUGAUCAAUUUGAGGAAACAAAAUCUCCUGGUCAACCAUCGUCCAAAAUCAUGAAGGAUCACAACAUGGAACAGCAUCACGGGCAUAACCACGCUGAAAGCGCAGAGAUAGGCUUGUUCACCAUAGAUGAACUACGUGGUUUCUACGUAGGGAAGAAAUUGCCCCUCUUCUUUCCCAUCAAAGACCACUCUCUUUAUCCUCCUUUCUUGCCUAAAGAAGUAGCUGAUACCAUCCCUUUUUCAUCAUCGCAAGCCCCCACCAUCCUCCAGCUCUUCUCAGUUUCUCCAGACUUCCCAAAAGGCAAGGUCGUUCGAGAAACACUGAGAAAAUGUGAACUUGAAGCAGCCCAAGGGGAGACCAAAAUCUGCGCUACCUCUUUAGAAUCCUUGCUUGGUUUCUUAAGGAAAGCAUUUGAACCCGAGGUUGACUUCAAGUUCAUAACCACAAGCCACCCUACGAUAACAACGCCAACAUUGCAGAAUUACACAGUUUUGGAACCCCCUCGAGAGAUUCAAUCUGCGAAGAAAGUGGCAUGUCAUCCCUUGCCAUACCUUUAUGCAAUUUACUUCUGCCAUUUUGAUGCCAGCGAGACCAAAGCAUUCAAACUCUCACUAGUUGGUGACAGUGGAGAUAAAGUGGACGCUGUUGUUGUUUGCCAUAUGGAUACAUCUGGUUGGAGCUCUGACCACAUCUCUUUCCGCAUGCUUGGUAUUAAGCAAGGAAACUCUAUUUGCCAUGUAUUUGCUGAAGGAAAUAUGGUUUGGAUUCAGCCCUCACCUAUCGCUGCCAUGUAAUUGAUUAAGAACUGUUGUAUUCGGUAAUGGGACUCUAUUAGAUGUACUCUCAUUAUGCUUAUGCCGCCCAUCUACCAACUCCUAGUCACUAUUCACCACCUACCCGUGUCUGUGUCUGUGUCUGUGUCUGUGUCUGUGUCUUGUGUGUUUGCUUUCAUGUUGCUUCUAUUCAUGUUUUAUCCUCUUAGCUUGUAUCUGUAUUAAGAAAUUAUGCAAUAGAUUAUGCAUCUUA
Durio zibethinus is the source of this 2075-nucleotide messenger RNA. NCBI's taxonomy places the organism in Eukaryota, Viridiplantae, Streptophyta, Magnoliopsida, Malvales, Malvaceae. The record is from RefSeq and is a predicted model, not a curated record.